Molecule: messenger RNA, 845 nt
Organism: Cryptomeria japonica (Japanese cedar)
Lineage: Eukaryota; Viridiplantae; Streptophyta; Pinopsida; Cupressales; Cupressaceae
Product: calcium-binding protein KIC
Exons: 1
Coding region: 215-547 (110 amino acids)
Molecular function (GO): calcium ion binding
Source: RefSeq, a predicted model, not a curated record
UAAUUUGCAAAUGGACGGCGAGGAGUAAUUUCCUGUCGGUUUGUCAUGCAUUUUCGGUGGUCUGCCACACAAUUUCUUUAGAAGCGUCGGUUAUGGGAUCUAUAAUACCCUCUCCCCCUUGCAAUUCAUUUCAUAUUGGAAUCCUCUCACAGAAUUCAGAAUUCAGAAUUCAGAGAUCAAAUUAAGCUUCUUGUAAAGGCUUCUGUUGAAUUUAAUGGCGGAAUUCAAGGAUUUUUUGCCAACUAUGGCGGAGAAAUUGGAGGAACCCGAAUUUAUGGAGGAGCUCUGUAAUGGAUUUCGCCUUCUGGCCGAUCCUCUGUUAGGGUUGAUUACUGAGGAGAGCUUGAGGAAAAAUUCUGCUGUUUUAGGGGCUGAAUCUUUAACAGAUUCGGAAAUUCAAGCGAUGGUGCAGGAGGGAGAUUUGGACGGCGAUGGAGCUCUGAAUGAGCAUGAGUUUUGCGUUCUGAUGAUUCGAUUGAGCCCUUCUUUCAUGGCGGAGGCAGAGGAUUGGCUGAACAAAGCCCUAGCCCAGGGACUGAAAGAAUAACUGUAACGCUUCUUAUUUAGGUUUAAAAUCAGAGAAAGUUAUAGCAGUAAGAUGCAGAGAUUUCUUUGAGGCUUUCUAGAUUAAUAUGUUUAGGAUUUAGACAUCUGUAACAGCAAGGUCCAAAGAUUUCUCUCAGGCUUUUAAAUUAAUAUGUUUAUUAUUUAGAAAAUAAUAACAUCACGAUGUCUAUAUUUCUUUGACACAUUUGGAGGAAUAAUGGGAGAGGUUAUCCCCAAAAACAUUAUUAUAGAUUUUUAUAAUUUAUGAUGAUGAUAUAGAUUUUUAUAAUUUAUGAUGA